GGCGUUUGGGGGAAUCCUCGGCCAUGUUGUAUAGAUAUGUAUAUAAAGUGAUGUUCACAUAGAAGUCUAUGAAGUUACCUUUUUGUUCUAGUAAAUAAUUCACAAUGGCAAGAAAAAAAGGCUGUGAAGUGCAGGAUUAGAAGGACAAUGCGGACGGGGCAGACAUUCUCAGACACGUUGCCUAGCACUGCAGAAGACAACACUGACCCGGCUCUUACAUUGCAGGAGCUGAGUGAGGAAACCUGCUUGCAAUCUCACCUUCAGAGAUGAAGACCUGUUUGACGUUUGCGGCUAUAUAAUCCUUGUGAUGGAACGGCCUAGACUUUAUUGUGAACAGAAUGUAUUCUGUCGAGGACCACCACAGAAGAUUAGCAAAUUCAAGAUCUCAAUAUGUAGAGUACCAUCCCAGAAACCUCUCUCGUCAUCUUCUGUUACUGAACUUGAUCCAUCAAAUCAACAUUCUUUAAAAUGUCAGGAAAUGUACAUUCAGAAUGUAGCUGGUGACCUUCAUUUUUCUAAAGACGUGAUAAAGGAUCGGGGAUUGGCCACUCUGUCUUACCAAGAGUGGGAUUCGAAAGAUGUGUACAAUGCCUCCAAUGUAAUUCCGCACAAAGGAACGAGAUCGAUCUUAAAGACGCAACCAAAGCAACACAAGCUAGAACCAAAACAUCGCCAAGUACGUAAUGUAGAAACAUCUGUUCCCUCCAAAAAAAUAAAAUCAAAAAGUUGCAUUAGCUUUGGGAAUAGUGUAUGGAGGGCACCUGAGGAAGGUGAGCAAAGACAUGGUAGCUCUUCACCUCUCACUCUGGAGAACCUGAAGCCAAGAACAUUCUUAACAGAAGAUCCCACCAUGACUCAUAGAAUGAAAGUGUCCUAUAGAGAGAAUCUUCCACCUGUACCACACAGCAUGUCUGGUAAUGCUACAGAAGUUCUGCGUAGGAGGCUGACCAAAGCUUCUGCUCAGUGGAUUGUGGGACACCAUAUGGAAAGUAAGGAUGCCAAGGAAAGGUUGUCCAAACACUAUGGAUUAAGUAACUCUACUGAGCUUAGUAAUGAUGAGCACAUGGCUGAAGAAGAUUUCACCACCUUUAAAGAACCAGAAAUGUGUAGAGCAGAGGAUCUUAACGAUGUUACAGAAGGACAUGAGCCUGAGACGCUUCUUCCAGUCUUCUACAAGAUUCCAGGUUAUAUACCUCCUCAAAAAAAAGUGCAGAAAGCCGGUGGUAGAAACAAGACAGCUGAAUUUUUAGCUGUCAAGCAUUUUGAAUUGCCGCCACCUUUGAGACUUCAGGAUCUGAUGAAUCCCAAGGCUGGAAAAUAUGUCUAUGCCACAGAAAAUGAUUUUGAGAGAGAGCUUUACUCAGGGGCGAGUAAAAUUAUACACCAGAAGAGCACGAAACUAAAGAACUGCAUUGUCAUGGAAAGCAACAGUAGAUACGAAAAACAUGUACAGCAAUCAGUGCCCAGAUCUUACAAAGAGUGGAUCUCUUCUAACGGACAACCAGAUAUUGACCGACCAGUGAGACCUGUAAGAGGAUCCCAUCGCUGGGUGGCCCUUCCUACAGUGGUUGUGGAUAAGAUGGAGAGAAGCCCUCAGAGACAGACAUCAACCGAUGGGCUUAGUGAAAAAGAGGAAGUAAAGCCUGGUCCAUUAGAUAAGAAGCAGGCUCUGCAGAACAUUGUGGCUCAGUGGAGAAGCGCCUGGUGGUUGAGUGCACAAUGGAAAGAAGCCACCCUGGAGCAGCUCACAAGAGAUCUCGGCAAUGUACACAAUAGCCAAAAAAUUUCAGCUCUCAUAACCAUCGCUUCAUCUGCUGCUGAGGCACCACAACAGAUUGCAUUUCCAGAAGAAAUACUAAAUCUAGUCUUUAACGCGUUGCGAGAGGAGGACAAUCUUGUAAGGAUGGCGGCUGCCCUGUGUCAGUAUCUUAUCCGGGAAGUAAGUGAGGACGCAAGGAAGAUCAUGUUGAAGUCCCUGGAAAGUGAGACAGAUGCAGAUAGCUGGGCUGCUGCACAGUGUCUGGCUUUAGAAGGCAAUCAUAGUUAUCUUGUAAUGAAGCGGAUCCUCGAGCAGAUGUUUGCAGCAAGCAACAAAGAAACAGAGGAGCAGGCAAUGUAUAUGCUGCAAGAGCUUAGUAAACACACAAACCUGAUCCAUGCCCUGCUGGGGGAGGCACUGAACAGUGGUAAAUGGGGAGAAAAAAUGAUAUCCUGCAAAGCACUGUCUCUCCUACAUGGGAACAUAAGCCAAGGAGUGAAAGAAAAGCUAAGCCAUCUCAUGUGGAAUGAUUGGAGCCCUGCUGUUCGAAGGGCAGCUGCCAAGGCACUGGGCAAACUGAAUCAGGGGAAGGAAGUACAUGACCAGAUAAGAAAGCACUUGGAGAGCGAAAGCUGGAAGACAAAGGUGGAGGCUUUAACUCUCAUUGGCUUCCUUCAAAUUAUGACGGCUCAGCUGCUCCCGGGAUUCCUGCAGUGCUUUGAGAAUGACUUUCUAGCUGUUCGCAGGCAGGCAUGCCGGACUGCUGGAUUACUUCAGAUUAAAGACGAGAUGGUCAUGAAUUGCCUCUAUGAACUGGUUCAGAAUGAUCCAGUAUGGAAGAUCAAAGCACAUGCAAUCAAAGCUAUAGGUAAAAUCGGGCACGUUACACCUCGUGUGAGAGAACUUAUGUUGUGGGCCAUGCGGGAUAAAGAGCCAGGGGUCCGGCUAGAAGCCUAUCGCUGCAUUGCAUCAUUGAAUUUGUGUGACUGUGAAGUUCAGCAGGCGCUUCAAGAUAGAGCCAUAAUGGAAUCCCAUGAGCUCGCCAGUAGGGAGGUGAAACAGACACUGACUGCAUUAAACAUGGCACAUAAUGGGAAUCAGGAGAUGAUGACACAAGUAAAGCAUCAGUUAUCAAAGCUGUGUCAGAAGGAAGUGUUAUUUCCCAGAGUACUAAAGAUGGAUGAAGAUCUGGCUUCAGGACAUGCAGAGCUGGAGCAAGCGCUGCUGAACCCCCCUGACAGUAAGCACAAGAGACAAGAACAGGGGCAUUUCUGGGAUAUUGUUGGUAAGGAGUUGUCAGGUCAAAACUGUCCAUCAGCAAUGUCUGGAAUGGAGUACCAGAGUGCAGACUCUGAACUGCAGGUACUAAUGGAGAAUGACUCAAGACCAGGGUCUCAUCAGACAGUGAACAGUGCACAUACUACAUCUGAGCUAUCAAUUCCUACAGCGGGAACAGAACACAGCACAGAUACGUUACAUUCUAACCUGAUGUCAACUCCAAGGGUGAAAUAAAAACAGUGUGUCAGCCCUACCUCUAUAAAGUAAAACAUUCAGUACGACAAAGUAUGAAAGGAAUUUGACCAUGCUAAACUUAACCAGACUAGGUAGGGGCCAGGUACAGCAGGACAAACAUACUUUUUGUGGAGUGUUUUUUAUCGGAAGUAAAGUGAAUAUGGAGUUUUGUUCAGCUAGAUUCUGCUCUUCUGCAAGUCCUCUGGAGGCGGAGCUUCGCAGUGACGUGUCCUCUGCCUUCAGCUUCUCAGUCCCUCCCCUCUGCUAGACAGCUGUAGUGGUCUCCUGGCUGG
Bufo bufo (common toad) is the source of this 3564-nucleotide messenger RNA. RefSeq names its product HEAT repeat containing 4 (gene HEATR4). The transcript has 17 exons. The record is from RefSeq and is a predicted model, not a curated record. Gene Ontology annotation, molecular function: oxidoreductase activity. NCBI's taxonomy places the organism in Eukaryota, Metazoa, Chordata, Amphibia, Anura, Bufonidae. Bases 308 to 3271 code for a protein of 987 amino acids.